AUGCCUCUCACAAAGGAUCUCCUUCAUUCCUUUCCAGAAGAGAAGAGGAAACAAAAGAAAAAGCGCCUGGUGCAGAGCCCCAAUUCCUACUCUAUGGAUGUGAAAUGCCCAGGAUGCUAUAAAAUCACCACGGUUUUUAGCCAUGCACAAAUGGGAGUCUUGUGUGUUGGCUGCUCCACUGUCCUCUGUCAGCCUACAGGUGGAAAAACAAGGUUGACAGAGGGAUGCUUCUUCAGGAGUAGGCAGCACUGA
This is a messenger RNA of Mus caroli (Ryukyu mouse), 252 nucleotides long. The record is from RefSeq and is a predicted model, not a curated record. Lineage: Eukaryota; Metazoa; Chordata; Mammalia; Rodentia; Muridae.